AUGGGCACCGUGUUUCGGAUUGUCUCGAUAAAGAAGCUGAAGAAAGAAGGCAUUUGGAAUGUUCAGCUAGAACUGAAUGGAGACGAAGACAUAGAGUUAAGCGUGUUAACAAACCAUAUAAAGCGUGAACUUGGUGAAUCGAACAACUUGAACACGUUGGGUAUGUUGCUGAUCAGAAUGGGUGAAAAUAGUAGAGUAGAGCAAUAUUUCCAUAUGUUGCUCGAUGACACCUCGCUAGAUCAAAGUGCUCAUGCAUCAGCACAUAAUAACCUCGGAAGAGUUUAUGACAAUCAAGGUGAUUAUGAGAAAGCAUUGAAAUUUUAUGAAAAAUCUCUUGAAAUUAGAUUGAUUUCACUUCCACCAAAUCACCCUGGUAUUGCAACAACAUAUAAUAACAUCGGAAGCGUUUAUGACAAUCAAGGUGAUUAUGAGAAAGCAUUGAAAUCUUAUGAAAAAUCUCUUGAGAUCUAUUUGAUUUCACUUCCACCAAAUCACCCUGAUAUUGCAGCACCAUAUAAUAACAUCGGAAGAGUUUAUGACAAUCAAGGUAAUUAUGAGAAAGCAUUGAAAUCUUAUGAAAAAUCUCUUGAAAUUAAAUUGAUUUCACUUCCACCAAAUCACCCAUCUAUUGGAACAAUAUAUAAUAACAUCGGAAGAGUUUAUGACAAUCGCGGCGAUUAUGAGAAAGCAUUGAAAUCUUAUGAAAAAUCUUUUGAGAUCUAUUUGAUUUCACUUCCACCAAAUCACCCUAAUAUUGCAACAACAUAUAAUAACAUCGGAUCAGUUUAUGACAAGCAAGGUGAUUAUGAGAAAGCAUUGAAAUCUCACGAAAAAUCUCUUGAAAUCAGUCUCAUUUCACUUCCACCAAAUCACCCAUCUAUUGCAACAACAUAUAAUAGCAUUGGAUCAGUUUAUGACAAUCAAGGUGAUUGUGAGAAAGCAUUGAAAUUUUAUGAAAAAUCUCUUGAGAUCUCUUUGAUUUCACUUCCACCAAAUCACCCUGAUAUUGCAACAACAUAUAAUAACAUCGGAAGAGUUUAUGACAAUCAAGGUGAUUAUGAGAAAGCAUUGAAAUCUUAUGAAAAGGCGCUUAGUAUCGUACGAAGGACAUUGCCGCUUGCUCAUCCUACUCGGCGUGUGAUCGAGUCAGCUGUAACGACUGUACGUGAAAAGCUUUCGAAGUAG
This is a messenger RNA of Didymodactylos carnosus, 1185 nucleotides long. The record is from the annotation of a GenBank genome assembly. NCBI's taxonomy places the organism in Eukaryota, Metazoa, Rotifera, Eurotatoria, Philodinida, Philodinidae.